GUCAAAUUCAAGUUGUGGCUACAAACAUUAGGUGUCGUUUUACAACCUGCGUAUUUUGACGAGGUAUUAGGUCUAUUCCAACUAUGUAUAUUUGCAUUCCACCUCACCACUUCGGAAUUUUGGCCGAAAAGUCGGGGUGGAACUUCCUCAUAUAAGUGGUGUCGUCUCGUUUUCUCAAACCACAGUCCAAGUAUUGUUUAUGAAGCUUGGCCAGUUUCUCUCGGUCCAACUCGAUGCCCAAGCCGGGUGCAGUGGGAACGUUCAAACCGCCGUCAGCCCAUUUCAGCGCGCCAUCGACAAUCACAUCCUCAUCGCGCCGCUUCCACGGCCAAUGAGUAUCACAAGCAUAGUCUAGGUUCAGAGUUGCCGAUGCAAGAUGUGUCAUGGCAGCAAGGGAAAUGCCCAAGUGGCUGUUUGAAUGCAUCGAAAGCCUCAUACCCCAGAUGGCACAGAUAGCGGCCAAAGUCUGGGAUUUCCGCAAGCCUCCCCAAAAGUGGUGGUCAGACAACACCACCUGAACAGCAUUUUGCAAUAUGGCAGGAGGCAGAUGGUCAAAGGCGACCACAGCCAUGUUCGUGGCCAACGGCAUAGAAGCCUCCUUGGCCACUGCGGCCAUGCCUUCAAUGUCUGGAGUCGGAUCCUCCAGGUACUCGACAAUUCCAUCCAGCUCCUUGGCCACCCAUUUUGAUGUUUCCACAGUCCAUGCUGCGUUUGGGUCGAGCCUGAGAGGUAAGCCUGGGAAGGCCUUAUGCAACGCUUUGAUAGCUGCAACCUCCUGAUCUGGCGGGAAAACUCCUCCCUUCAGCUUGAUGGCUUUGAAGCCGUACUCAUCGAUCAUCUUCUUUGCUUGUUUUACCACACCCUCCGGAUCAAGUGCCGGGCCAUAUUCAUCGUCCGGUUGACCGGGAUGUCCUCCCCACUUGUAGAAGAGGUAGGCAGAGUACUGGACAUUGUCUCUGACCCGGCCGCCAAGCAGAUCGCUGACCGGCACCCCUGCAAGCUUGCCUUGGAUGUCUAGGCAUGCAACCUCAAAUGGAGAGAAGACUUUGUCGGCAGCAGAUGCCGUAGUUACCAUUCCUGCCAUACCAUCACCACCGGUGCUGGUGUCCCCGGCCAAGGAGUCGGCACAAAUUUGGUAAAUGGCAUUUGUGUCGUACACUGAGAGGCCUCUGAUUUGCUCGGCUGCUUUCUGGAGGCGACCAAGGUGCACGGAGUCACCGUAUGAUUCGCCCAGCCCAUUGGUAUCGUCCGUGACGAUUUCAAUGAUGCUGCGCAGGGCAAAUGGCUCAUGCACACCCACGCUAUUCAGCAAGGGCAUAUCAUGGAACGCCACUGCCGUGAUGAUAAUGUCUUUGAUCUUGGAGGACUGAGGCAUGGUGUGUGCUUGACGUUACAGUGAACUGGACUGUUCUUGCGAAGGAGACAAGUCCAACGUCUUGGAAAGCACACCUUGCUGCCUUUCUUAAGCGAAAUGAAUUGCGGGGCCCCAUAUUCGAGGAUGUAUCGGUUACGGUAAGGUAGCAUUUUCCGUGCCGUGUUCCGCAAAAUUCCCACCCGCCUGAACCGUCUGGUUGAGCCGACGGCACACGGAUGCCCGGGUUUACCGCGUGAUCUUGUGGCUGGGAACAGGCUACUUUUCCAUGGUUAGCCGCUCCGCAAGGCGUUACUUAUCCGUCUCUUUACGCUUGGCAUACCCCGGAGUUGCUUCGACCCACCGCAUUCCCCAGCACUGGAUACUUAUCCGUGUCGCCAAGGUCCUCUCUCCCCGCGUUUGAGAAGACGGGGACGUCAGGUAUCCGGGGGAGUGCCGCUAUGUUAUCCACCCACAGUUACAUCCAAGUGGUAUACACCCAUGUUCAGGGUUGCGAUCUAUAUAUGUGUCCUUCUGACCCGGUGUUGGUUUAAUCAACAAGCUCUCCAUCCCAACCCUGUUGAAGUCAAAGGCACAAAAGUUUCAACUACCUCAUAGCCAUGGCUUCCGUCAGGGUGCAUGAAGACAAGAAGGAGGAUGUCAACGUUGUGGAACAGUGCAGUCAUCUGGAGGCUGCCACACACAUCGUCGAGAUUGACGAGUUCCGUGUCCUGGGACUGAGUCAGGAUGAUGUCGACUUUUACACCAACUUCCCAGCCGAAAAGACCAGAAAGAUUUUUCGCAAGGUCGACAUUCGACUUGUUCCUAUGCUGGCUGUCAUGUACUUGAUCUCCCACAUCGACCGCGCCAAUAUUGGAAAUGCAAAGAUUGAGGGCAUGAUUGAAGACCUGGGCAUGACAGGUGUACAGUACAACACAGUCCUCGCCAUCUUCUUCAUCCCAUAUGUGCUCUUUGAAGUCCCCAGCAACAUUCUGCUGAAGAAGUUCAAACGGCCGUCAACCUAUCUCGGUAUCCUUCUCCUGGCCUGGGGCAUUGUGAUGACAUGCACUGGACUUGUCCAAAACUUUGGUGGCCUCAUGACAACUCGAGUGUUGCUGGGCAUAUUUGAAGCUGGUUUCUUCCCGGGAGCCAUCUACUUGUGCUCAUACUGGUACAUGCCGAAGGACCUGGCCACUCGAAUUUCGUACUUCUACUGUGCAAGCGCACUCUCUGGGGCGUUUUCAGGUCUGCUGGCCGCCGCCAUCGCGCAAAUGGAUGGUAUCGCCGGACUUGAAGGAUGGCGAUGGAUCUUUCUCCUGGAAGGACUCGCUACUGUUCUCCUGGGCAUCGCCUGUUUCUUCUUCCUGAUCGACACCCCAGCCUUGUCAAAGCGCUGGUUGGAUCCCGAAGAGAUCCGAUACCUGGAGCUGUCCAUGUUCAUCAAGCAAGGCGGAAAAUUCCACGAGGAAGCCGGCUUCAAAUGGAGAGACCUCAAGAUGGUGCUCACCAACUGGAGGGUCUAUGUGCAGGCCUACUUCUUGCUGUGCCAGUCGGCGCUAUCUUACGGUACCAAGUUCACCCUCCCAACCAUCACCAAAGCCAUGGGCUUCACCUCCACCGUCGCUCAGCUUACCUCUGCACCUCCGUACGUGGUUGCCGCCUUGUCUGCGAUCUUCUUUGCACGACUAUCCGAUCGCUAUUACUGGCGAAUGCCAUUUGUUGCCAUUCCCAUGCUCAUCGUUACCGUCGGCUAUGCGAUUGUCAUCUCGCUACAUGGAGAGCUCGAAAAGCAGAAGGGUGUCGCAUAUUUCGCAGUCGUUGUGGCAGUUGCAGGCAUCUACCCGAUCCAAGCAGCAGCAGCCUCAUGGAACUCGAACAACAUUGCUCCCACCUCCCGUCGCGCCAUUGGCAUUGCCCUCAUGAACUGCGUUGGAAACGUCGGCGGCAUUGUCGGCAGUUUCAUGUACAUUGAGAAGGAAAAACCAAAGUACUACACCGGAUUCGGCCUCAGUUUGGCUUUUGGUGUCACCGGAUUCAUCGUGGCCCUAUUGCUCGAAUGGAGUUACAAGAUUGCAAACGCGAACAAGGCGAAAUUGGAAGAGGAAGCAAGGACAAAGUAUACCGAAGCGGAAUUGUUCGACAUGGGAGACAGGUCACCACUGUUCAAGCAUGUCUUGUAAACUCACGAUUGAAGAACAGACUGCGGUCUUUUCGCCCACGCUCAGUACAUACCAGUGAUAACUCUACCGUUAAUUUCAGUCCAGAUCUCAUUUGCGUUCCAUAUUUGAUCUCAGAAAACAGCCAUUCCUUGAGAAUUCUUCCCGGCUCCCAGUCCUUGUAGCGCAAAG
Molecule: messenger RNA, 3699 nt
Organism: Exophiala dermatitidis NIH/UT8656
Lineage: Eukaryota; Fungi; Ascomycota; Eurotiomycetes; Chaetothyriales; Herpotrichiellaceae
Product: retrograde regulation protein 2
Exons: 5
Coding region: 1972-3531 (519 amino acids)
Biological process (GO): transmembrane transport
Cellular component (GO): membrane
Molecular function (GO): transmembrane transporter activity
Source: RefSeq, a predicted model, not a curated record